AUGGCGACGCUGAAGGCUGCCGGGUUCCCAGAAGACCUUGACUGGUUCGAUCCUGCAGUGCUAAGGGCGUACGAGGAGAUGGGAGGCAAGGGAACAACCGCACAGGUGCAUCCGUACCUUUUUACGACUUCAAUGGCACAGCUGGCGGAAGAGAAGGGCGCAAAAGUUGUCCUGGGAACGGUUACUGAUAUUGACUACUCAGAAGGCCCCGUUAAGUCUUUAAAAUACCAAAGAAAGGCCACUGGUGGUACAGAGACUAUCACUGCUACAGACGUUAUCAUUUCAGCGGGCCCCUGGACAUCAAGGAUAUUCCCGCCAGCCCCAAUCGAAGCCCUUCGAGCACAUAGUGUUGUCCUACGUCCAACACGCCCUAUCUCAGCAUACACUCUAUUUACCGAGAUCACUCUUCCAGCGGGACAGUCAAAGUCAGGCAGACUCUCUGCAACCAGCCCUGAAAUCUACGCUCGGCCAGACAACACCGUAUAUGCCUGUGGAGAAGGAGAUACUUUGGUACCUUUACCGUCAUCUACAGCUGAUGUCGAGGUUGAUAAGUCCAGAUGCGAGGACAUCAUCAACGCAAUUGGAAGCGUGUCUGACCAGUUACGGGAUGGAGAGGUGCUGGUCCGGCAGGCCUGCUAUCUUCCUAACGUAGCUGGCACCGGUGAUCGAGGAAGCCCCCUUAUCGGCAAGACUAGGACGGAAGGCUUGUAUCUAGCAACCGGCCAUACCUGCUGGGGCAUCCAGAACGCACCGGCAACAGGUAAACUUAUGAGCGAGUUUGUUUUCGACGGCGAUGCUAAGAGUUUGAAUAUUUCUUCUCUGGAUCCUCGCAAGGUGAUAUAG
Molecule: messenger RNA, 843 nt
Organism: Trichophyton rubrum CBS 118892
Lineage: Eukaryota; Fungi; Ascomycota; Eurotiomycetes; Onygenales; Arthrodermataceae
Exons: 1
Coding region: 1-843 (280 amino acids)
Biological process (GO): retrograde transport, endosome to Golgi
Cellular component (GO): cytoplasm; late endosome
Molecular function (GO): oxidoreductase activity
Source: RefSeq, a predicted model, not a curated record